ACGUUGGCAUUUUGCUUCUUCAAUUUGGCACUUUGGCGGAUGGUGUAAAAAUGAAUUUAUAAAACAUUAAAAAUAAUUACAGGGAUUAACUGAAUGAUAUUCAUAGUGUUGUUUUAAAUAAUAGUGAAGAAUAUUUAGUGAAAUAUUUCUGUAUAAUUUUGUUAUAAAAUGGCUUCACGUGGAGGUGUUAUGGUUACUGGAACGAACGGUGCGGAUUUUGAGCAUAGGGAGAAAAUAGCUGCUCAAUAUCAAAUAAGUGCCCUCAACAAAUCUCGGCUGAAGUACUGCAUGUUCUUCCAUCAUGUGUUGUUCCUGGUGAUGCUCGCCAAGUUGUCUGCUGACAUUCUGGACAAACUAGACAUAUUCAUACUUGAAAUUGAAGAGUUACAAAUACCAACGCCACUCUGGUGGGAGUACAUCUGGUGCCUCUCCCUCCUUCUCUCCUUCCUCGGCCUGUCUGCGAUCAAACGGAACAACAUCAAGCAUCUCCGCCGCUACAUGUACGGUAUCUCAGCGCUGGGCUUUGGUCCGCUGUUGUACUGCGUGGUGUACUACUGUGGUGAUGUCUGGCGGUAUCUCUCCAGGGAUGAGGACGAGGAUGACAGCAGCGAGGUUGAGAUCGAUUUGUGGCAGGGCUACCCAUACGGUCUCCUUUGGUACGCAUUUGUCCUCCUCGCGUCUCAAGUCCACUUCUUCCAACUUUACUUUUCAUAUAACCUUCUGAAGGCCUGGCGCGCGCGGGGGGCCUUAAGGAAAUCUGAUUGAAUAAUGUUCAAAGUUUUAUCGCUGCCGGCUAAGCGUACUGUCGGCUGGGAGGAUCGAGGACUCGGCUCUUUUGUGUAAGAGUAUUGAACUGAGAAUUUGAUUGGUUGUAAUAUUUAUAUAUUUUUUUUUUAACUGUUUGAAACAUGCUGUUUUCAAAGUUUCACUCAGGUGAAUAUCUUGAUUUGUAAUGUUUAGAUUGUCUAUACACCUACAUAGGUGUUUAUUUUUUAAUUUUAGCAGUGUAGCAUGUUAGUUCGAUUAACUGAUGAAAAACAAAAAUCUAGUCUAAAAUUUUCAGUUUUUUUUUUUAUUUUUGCUUGUUCCAAGAAAGAGUCUUAUGAUCUUAUCUAAUGUCAAUUUUAAUUAUAAUGACAGUAUGCUUGCUUACUGCCAAAAUAUGUGAGAAAGUUGAGCUGGAAAAAGUUUUAUGCAAAUACUUAUAUGUAUUUCACGACCAUAGUAACACCUUUUCAGUAACGAAAUACAAUAAAAGGCCUAUGUUUUUUCUAAAAUAGUUUUUAAAUACACUAAAAUAAUGUAUUUUGUAAUGAUUUAAUUACAAAGGUAAUUUUCCUUUUAUUAAAACAGCUCAAUAUAUUAAAAAAAUAAAUAAAUUAUGAACUUUAAAGAGUACUUUUUGUCUACAGUAUUGUUUGUCAACGGCUAUAAGUGAUUUUAAUCCCUAUAAGAAUGGUUAAGAAUGCCAAUAGGUAUAAUUAAUAAGAAUUUUAUUGUAAAGUUCAAAUUCCUAUUGGCAGAUUAAACCCCAAUAUAAACUGGUUCAGUUAAAAACUGAACCUUUGUAAAUAAUUUCUAAUUGAUUUUUAGUCAAAAGUACGAUAACUUUUCAUUAAGUUUAAGUUGUAAAUUAAAUGAUUUUAUCUGGGAUUUAAUUUAAAAGUUGGGAGUUCUUUUGACUAUAAAAUCUAGUAAGUUUUAAUACACAUAACUUGAACUAUUUUAGAUACGUGUUUUAGAUGUCUCAUAGGUGUAAUUUUAAAGCACAAAUGACAUUAAUAUUUUGUAUAAAAAAGUGGUUACCUAUUUACGUUAGUAAUUCUGUUUUUUGUUAAUUAUUAUUUUGAAAUUAUUAAUUUAUAAGAUUGAACGGGUUAUGGAGUUUUGACUGAAGUUUUUUGGUAGAUGUUGUUAUACCGAUUUUACAUUAGAAUUUAAGUAAUAUUCUCAGAUAAAUUUUAUCCAGCAUUUUUAUCAUAUUCGUAUCGUAACUAAACUAAAUGUAAUAUUACUGACAUUUUACCAUUAUACAAUCCUAUCUUAUUGAAUGUAUUUAAAUCCAUAGAAAAGAAAUAGUUAUAAUAAUCGGUGUUUCAUAAAAUAUAUCCAGUCACUUUAAAAUUCAGUAUUUUCUUAACAGUUUAUCCAUAGAAUAAUGUUCUUGUAGUGUCACGUCAUAAUAAAAAGUGAAACAGCGAUAGUUUAUCGCGCGAUAAAAACUGCAUCGCGCGUGAAAUGCCACGGGGGCCGAAUCUGAUUUAUAUUGUAGAGUGACUUGUCUUAUAAAAUUGAGGUUACUAUUUUUUUUAUAAAUCUUUAAGACUUCACUUUUGUUACCACUGUUUUUUGCGAUGUAAAUAAAGUACUUAUUGUAUACUGUCCAAUUUUAUAAAAGGCGUUAAAGUUUGUUUUGUUGUGAAAGUUUUUCCUCGAACACUGUUUCUUGAAAUAAAAUUAUUUUUUAAAAAUUA
Messenger RNA from Amyelois transitella, 2474 nucleotides. RefSeq names its product protein jagunal (gene jagn). The record is from RefSeq and is a predicted model, not a curated record. The transcript is spliced from 4 exons. Gene Ontology annotation, biological process: endoplasmic reticulum organization; vesicle-mediated transport. Gene Ontology annotation, cellular component: endoplasmic reticulum membrane. NCBI's taxonomy places the organism in Eukaryota, Metazoa, Arthropoda, Insecta, Lepidoptera, Pyralidae. Bases 169 to 765 code for a protein of 198 amino acids.